CCUUCCUCGACUAUGGCAGCAUGGAAAUGGGGCUGGACCCCUCGAUCCAAGACUUCUUUUGGGUAUUGUUUUGAUGGGAUCAAGGGAUAGCGGGAAUUGCUUUGAAACGAAGAAAUAUGGUUGGGAUCGGCCAUGGCUGGGCUGAGCAUGCCAAUGGGAACGUGUAUCAUGUCUUUGUCUUUUUUGCUCGUGCAUUCUGCCAACUAUGCCUUUCUUUCUUUGAACCAGGCGGUCUCGGGUUGGACUGUACAUUCAUUCAUGAUCUUCAAUCACUCCUUCAUGUUGCUUGAGCGAAGCUUCGGGCUUUGGCGGUCUGCACGUACCUUGUCUGAGAACUUACUGUUUGAGAACUUACUGUCCGAGCCCAGUGAGGCAAGGAAAGGCAGCGCAUGUACGCAGAUGACCGACAGACUGGCGAAUCAAGCGAGGCGCUCCAGGCAGAGGAUCUCUUUGUCACCCCCUGUAUAUGGAGAGCGCCUGGUUGUCCAAUCAUUUAUCGCGAUGAGAGCGUUGCGAGAGGGAUAGUUUGCUGGGAAGGUCCAAAAGUGAAAGCAGUGUUGCCUUGGCCAAGGUAGCACUGGUUGGAUUAGUACACUUACAAGCACCAGAUAAGAAUGCAUGCUAGACUCCUCGAUCUUUGAAAGUAGUUCCAGUCUAUUCACAGGUCAGCUGCAAGGGAGGGAGGUAGAUACCGCCCUGCCGCGCA
Molecule: messenger RNA, 706 nt
Organism: Exophiala viscosa
Lineage: Eukaryota; Fungi; Ascomycota; Eurotiomycetes; Chaetothyriales; Herpotrichiellaceae
Exons: 2
Coding region: 133-525 (130 amino acids)
Source: RefSeq, a predicted model, not a curated record